This is a messenger RNA of Elaeis guineensis (African oil palm), 1512 nucleotides long. RefSeq lists its product as uncharacterized. Gene Ontology annotation, cellular component: nucleus. Lineage: Eukaryota; Viridiplantae; Streptophyta; Magnoliopsida; Arecales; Arecaceae. Gene Ontology annotation, biological process: regulation of flower development. Gene Ontology annotation, molecular function: protein binding; DNA-binding transcription factor activity. The record is from RefSeq and is a predicted model, not a curated record.
UUCUGUUCCACUUCUUCUGUUUUCUUCUUUUAUCCUUUUUUUUCCUCUUUGUUUGGAACGUCUGUGUUUUAGGUUAGGAGUAGGAGAAGAGAAGAGAAGGAGACGAGAAUAAGAGUUUUUGCAGCGAGUGAGGGCUUCUGUUUCUACCAUUGCUUUUCUAUUUUAUUAUUUUGGUAUUUGGAAGAUUAGGAGAGCUCGUCAAGGAGAGAUGUCGCAGGACCUCAUGCAUACCCAGCCAGAGCCGCUUUCCAUUGAGGGCAUCUCGAGUCCCAUCCUGGACCGGAUCCUGGAGUUCUGCGGCAACGGCGGCGACCUCUUCCCUCCGGACCCCCAAUCCCUCCUUUCAUUUGACGACGCUGCUGCCACCUCCGCCGCCGCAGCCUUCUCCCCCCUCCCCUCCAUCGACACUGUCGCCCUCUCCGCCCUCCUCGACGAUCCACUGACUCCCGACCCCGAGCGCGACUUCCUUCCCACCGUCGAUUACACAUCCCCAUUGGACCCCUCCUCGAUGUUCCCGACCCCACCGCAGUACGUCGACCAACACCAGGUGGUGGACCCCUUCGACCACAUCGUGUUAACGGAUCCAAUCCCGAUUGGCGGAUACCCAGGCGACUCGUCGGAGUCCGUGGUGCCAAUCCAGAUAGGGCAGCAGCAACAGGCGGCGAUGUUCGUGGGAUUGGAAUCGGCGGUGCAGUCACCGUCGUGCGCGUUUCUGGAUGGGGGAGGGAUCGGGGCAUUGUACCAUCAGGCGGGGAUGGGAGGAGAAGGACAGGCGGGGUUCUUUAGCGCAGGAAUGAUGAUGAUGGGUUCCAGGCGGGAGGUGGUGGAGUACCAACGGAUGGUGGAGGGAGCGGGACAUGUUGGCAUCUACGGCCCGGAUUCCCUACAACGAGUCUACAGCUCCGAUAACAUGCAGCAGGUGAUUGGAGGAAACCAGCAUCUCGUGGAUUGGUGCGUUGGCAGCUCAACACAAUUGCCAGCAUCAGACAUCUCAGGAUUAGAAGAGUCCACCUUCAAAGUUGGUCGGCUCUCCAUGGAAGAGAGGAAGGAGAAGAUCCACAGAUACAUGAAGAAGAGGAAUGAAAGAAACUUCAGCAAAAAGAUCAAGUAUGCUUGUAGGAAAACUCUAGCAGACAGCCGGCCUCGUAUCCGAGGGCGAUUUGCAAAGAAUGAUGAGUUUGGAGAGGCAGCAAGACCCACCUCAAAUCAACAUGAGUUUGAUGAUGAAGAGGAAGUGGUGGUAAAGGAAGAAGAUAUAUUUGACUCCUCGGAUAUACUCGCUCACAUCAGUGGUGUGAAUUCCCUUAAAUACAACUACACUCUGGAGUCCUGGAUAUGAGUCAUAUGACCCAACAGAUGCUGGUGUUGGUUUUAUUGCUAUGUAUGGCCAUUCCCCGGUAGGUGCAAUCAUCAUCCCUUUCAAAUAAAUAGAAUGACAUGUGAAUCAUGGUCCCCAGUAGUGCUGUAUAUCACAAUUUCCAUGAUUGCAGAAAUAGCAAGACAUUUUCUUUC